AUGAUGACUGGAUUCCGGCUCAAUUUUACGCCCUUGAAGGAACCUCUGGGCUUUGUCAAAGUUGUGGAAUGGCUCACAGCCAUCUUUGCCUUUGGAAGCGUUGGUGGUUUCUCUGGAGCCAAUAUCGUCACUCUCUUAUGUGGAGAUGGGAGGAACGAGACGCUCACUGCUAACUUCCAUUACCCCUUUAGGCUGGCCCAGUUCCCCUUGGUCUCCUCCAACACCAGUAUUUGUAACCGCUCCGUGUCCAUCACAUAUCUAGUUGGGGAUGCAGCCUCAGCCUCAGAGUUCUUCGUUGGGACCGGUGUUGUGUGUUUCCUGUACAGUAUGGCUGCUCUGCUGGUCUAUUUGGGAUACAUGCACGUCUACAAGAACUCCGACUUUGGACCCAUUUUUGACUUCUUGGUGACCGCUGCUGUGGUCAUCCUGUGGUUGGUUUGCUCUUCUGCCUGGGCCAAAGGUCUGCAGAACGUAAAGGACGCCACAAACUCCCGUGGCAUCAACAACACUUUAGCUCUGUGCAGAGGGAACAACGUGACGUGCUCAGUCACCGACUUCGGCAACCUCAGGGGCCUCAACUUCUCUGUGGUAUUUGGAUUCUUGAACAUGUUUGUGUGGGCUGACCGUGCAGACCGUGCAGACCUGUCAACACUCCGGAAAAAGCCGAGCUUCUCCGACGCUUUACGAAAACGACGUCAGCUACAUAUCUCGUUCUUUCGCUUUCGUGCGAGGAGAGAGAGAACGCGCACAGCAAAGCAACAAGAACGAAGAGCAAUGGCGACACUGGCUCGCCAAAUACCCAGUCCGGAGACAUUCCUGUGCCAGCCUUGGUCUUCUUUCAUCAGUGCAGCUCAAUUACAUGUUGUUGACAAUUCAUCUGUGGACGUCGCAGAUACCGAAUCCUGUCAAAGUGAAACUGUGAAGAUCCGUAAAGAAGAUAUGCUCGUCUCUAGCCGGUUUCUAGCACUGGAGGAUUUGUCUCUUGUUGUCUGCCAUGUCUGCAAUCAGGUGGUCACUCCGCAGGGCUUCCUCAAACACUAUGAAAAGCGCCAUGGCUCCCCGCUUCCAUGUCGAAGUCCACUCAUUCCGAUGAAGCCCAAAAUCCCAGCUGUGGCCACGACAGUGAAGCCCAUGCCGGGGGACACUAUGGCCUUCAGGGUGCCCAAAGACUACCCACACUCGCGCUUCACCAAGGCCCCACUGGCUGUCUACCCCCCGAAGGGAUCACGCAGCAAAUCAUGCAGUGUGUCUCUUCCGGUGGUCAGUCUGGAGAAAAUACCUUGUCUCAGUCGGACCAACUCAAUGUCCCACAUGCGGCUCAGCUCCUCCUCAUCAGUCCACAAAGCCUCUUUUCUCACGCCUCCUUCCUCUCAGCGCUCUUCUGAAAAGCUCCUCAAUGGCAGGGGUAGUAGUGGGCCGGCAACCCCACACUCCAGCACCUCCCCGUCCUCCCUGGAUGGCCGUCAUACUCCAGCGCGUUCUCCUCUGGACAGACUGCCCCCCUCCACUCCCUCUCCCUCUCAGCCUGACCGCAAACCCUCACCAGUGCCUUCCCCUUCGCAAAGAUGUAGCGCUUUACCCUCAUCUUCACCUUUAACACUGGAAAAGAAACACAAAAAUGGAACCAAAACAUCAGCAGCCAGGCCGCACAAAAGGCUGUCAGGAAGAGUGUUCGAUCCAGAUAAGCACUGUGGAGUCCCAGAUCCGGAGACGAAGCGAUCCUGCACACGCUCUCUGACCUGCAAGUCUCAUUCCUUAACUCAACGCCGGGCUGUCCAAGGAAGAACAACCAAUUUUGACAUUCUCUUAGCGGAACACAAGAGCCGCGCAAAGGAGAAGGAUGGGCCGAAAGAAAAGGAAAAGGAGAAAGAUGCAACACAUGAGCGAAACGAUUUAAGCCAGAGUACCACGUCACAGCAGAGCUCCAGCAAGCCUCAUUGCCCCAAUGGAAGACCACUGUCCAUCUUGAAACUGCGGCUGGCCAAUGCUCAUAUACCCAGGGCUCCAGGCUCCACUGCCUCCACAGCCUCUGCAUCUGCGGCCAUUCUUCCCUCAGCCCCAAACCCAGAGCCGCCUCCUUCAGCUGCAGAUGUAGGACGACUCUCCAGUGACGAAGGAGACGCAGAACCACCAGAGGAGGCAGACCGAGCAGCCAUUCACUUCUCCAAGCACCAUCCACAACCACUGGGGUUGUGCAUAUUCAACAGUCGACUAAUGGGACGGGGCCACUAUGUGUUUGACCGGCGAUGGGACAGGAUGAGGCUGGCUUUACAGAACACCGUGGAAAAACAUCUUAACUCACAGAUGUGGAGGAAAGUGCCACUUGCAGCGGAAAGCCCCCAAACGCCCUCUUUUUCUUCUUCCUCCUCCUUGUCCCAGCAGCCUGACCUUGCAUCCCCGCUCUCCGGCAGCUCUCCUGUCUCCACACCUCCAUCAAACUCCUAUAUCGCCACCUUCCCCCAGACUACAGGGGUGUUCAAUAUUCGGGACAUCCCCCUUUCGUACACACAAACUGCACAGGGCAAAGCAUGCAACGGCAUGCACAAAGUAAACCGUCAAUCCAAAGUGACGGCAGACUCUCUGGUGGGAUCCAAGAAGAGGAAAAAUUCCUCUUUCCACUCUCCUUCUCCCUUGUUUCCAGUGGUUGAUAAUCCACAAAGGAAUGGUGACACUCAUCAUCCCAAGUUACAAGGUGCAGGGGCAGCUGUUUCCCUACCUGAUCGCAGAAAGAAAUUUGGGGGUGGGAGCAGAGAGCUGUCGAGUGGACCAGAGAGCUGGAUGUCUCGAGCCGAAAGAAGUCACCACUCAAUAAAAAGUGGUGAGGCUGGCAUCAGUGCGCCCUACACCUCUAAGGUUACAGCUGCUGCCCCGUACCAGCUCCUGCCCUCCUCAUCAGUCCCAUCGACCCACGGAGGAAAAGCAGAAAGUCGAAAGAGGAGCAGCCCGAACUCUUACAGAGGGAAAGCCAGCAAACAGAUCCACCUGGGAGAAGCCGAGAGCCUGUUUGGAAAAGGGAAUGACUGCGGUGGGAUUCCAACUUUGAGACCAGAGACUGCCAGACAGGUCAAGAUCACUGACAGCAACUAG
Knipowitschia caucasica is the source of this 3087-nucleotide messenger RNA. The record is from the annotation of a GenBank genome assembly. Lineage: Eukaryota; Metazoa; Chordata; Actinopteri; Gobiiformes; Gobiidae.